Molecule: messenger RNA, 3832 nt
Organism: Mus caroli (Ryukyu mouse)
Lineage: Eukaryota; Metazoa; Chordata; Mammalia; Rodentia; Muridae
Source: RefSeq, a predicted model, not a curated record
UUCCGCUCGGCAGGUGACAGCCGUGGAGCUUGGAGCGGCCGGCUGCUGCGACGCACCGGAGGAGAGUGAGGCGGAGGCUGCGGACAUUUUGCUGCUGAAGCGAGCCGAGCCGCGGCACCCGGAGCCGUUUGGAUUUGUGGGGUCUCCCUAGGGAAUCCAGACUGACCCGGAAUCCAUGAUCCUUGUUCUUCAGCCUCCCGAGAACUAGGAUUGCAGAGUCUGGCCACAGAUAAAGGACCAAAAUGACUGACUCAAAAUACUUCACCACAACCAAGAAAGGGGAGAUCUUUGAGCUGAAGGCAGAGCUUAACAGUGACAAGAAGGAGAAGAAGAAGGAGGCAGUGAAGAAAGUGAUUGCAUCAAUGACUGUGGGCAAAGAUGUCAGUGCUCUCUUCCCUGAUGUGGUGAACUGCAUGCAGACAGACAACCUGGAGCUAAAGAAGCUGGUGUACCUGUACUUGAUGAACUAUGCCAAGAGUCAGCCUGACAUGGCCAUUAUGGCUGUCAACACCUUUGUGAAGGACUGUGAGGACCCCAAUCCUCUCAUCCGGGCCCUGGCUGUGAGGACUAUGGGCUGCAUCCGAGUUGACAAGAUUACAGAGUACUUGUGUGAACCACUCCGGAAGUGCCUGAAGGAUGAAGACCCAUAUGUGCGCAAGACAGCGGCUGUGUGUGUGGCCAAGCUCCAUGACAUCAAUGCCCAGCUGGUGGAAGACCAGGGCUUCCUGGACACACUUAAAGACCUCAUCUCAGACUCUAACCCCAUGGUGGUAGCGAAUGCAGUGGCUGCCCUGUCAGAGAUCGCUGAGUCUCACCCCAGUAGCAACCUGCUUGACUUGAACCCACAGUCUAUCAACAAGCUGCUGACAGCCCUUAAUGAGUGCACUGAAUGGGGCCAGAUCUUCAUUCUGGACUGUCUGGCCAACUACAUGCCCAAGGAUGACCGCGAGGCCCAGAGCAUCUGUGAGCGGGUCACUCCUAGACUCUCCCAUGCCAACUCUGCUGUGGUGCUGUCUGCGGUGAAGGUGCUGAUGAAGUUCAUGGAGAUGCUGUCCAAGGACCUGGACUACUAUGCCACACUGCUCAAGAAGCUGGCCCCUCCCCUGGUCACACUGCUGUCAGCAGAGCCAGAGCUGCAGUAUGUGGCUCUGCGCAACAUCAAUCUCAUUGUACAGAAAAGGCCAGAGAUCUUGAAGCAUGAAAUGAAGGUUUUCUUUGUGAAGUACAAUGACCCCAUCUACGUGAAGCUGGAGAAACUGGACAUUAUGAUCCGCCUGGCCUCCCAGGCCAACAUUGCCCAGGUAUUGGCAGAACUCAAAGAGUAUGCUACAGAAGUAGACGUGGAUUUCGUACGGAAGGCAGUGCGUGCCAUUGGCCGCUGUGCCAUCAAGGUGGAGGUGAGUAGGUUCAUCUGGGAAGCUGCAUGUCUUCAUUGGUGCUCACAUACUGGCUCAAUCAUGCUUCCCAGGUAUGAGAGUGUGAUAGCUACACUGUGUGAGAAUCUGGACUCGCUGGAUGAGCCUGAGGCCCGAGCCGCUAUGAUCUGGAUAGUGGGCGAGUAUGCCGAGCGGAUUGACAAUGCAGACGAGCUGCUUGAGAGCUUCCUGGAAGGUUUCCAUGAUGAGAGCACUCAGGUCCAGCUACAGCUCCUGACAGCCAUUGUGAAACUCUUCCUGAAGAAGCCAACAGAGACUCAGGAGCUGGUGCAGCAGGUCCUCAGUUUGGCCACUCAGGACUCAGACAAUCCAGACCUUCGGGACCGUGGCUACAUCUACUGGCGCUUGCUCUCCACGGACCCUGUAGCUGCUAAAGAGGUGGUACUGGCUGAGAAGCCCCUCAUCUCAGAGGAGACAGACCUUAUUGAGCCUACACUGCUGGAUGAACUCAUCUGCUACAUUGGCACGCUGGCCUCUGUCUACCACAAGCCUCCCAACGCCUUUGUGGAGGGUGGCCGGGGAGUGGUGCAUAAGAGCCUGCCACCUCGCACUGCCUCGAGUGAGAGCACAGAGAGCCCUGAGACAGCUCCUGCUGGAGCACCUGCUGGUGAUCAGCCUGAUGUCAUUCCUGCCCAGGGUGACCUGUUAGGUGACCUCCUCAACCUGGACCUUGGGCCCCCAGUGAGUGGCCCACCCUUAGCUGCCUCCUCCGUGCAAAUGGGAGCUGUGGAUCUUCUUGGUGGUGGCCUCGACAGCCUGAUGGGGGAUGAGCCUGAAGGGAUUGGAGAUAGCAACUUUGGGGCACCUUCAGCAUCAGUGGCAGCAGCAGCAGCACCAGCCAGACUUGGAGCACCCAUCAGCAGUGGCUUAAGUGACCUCUUUGACCUGACCAGUGGUGUGGGCACCCUUUCAGGAUCCUAUGUAGCUCCCAAAGCAGUCUGGCUCCCUGCCAUGAAGGCCAAGGGACUGGAGAUCUCUGGCACCUUCACCCGGCAGGCUGGCUCCAUCUCUAUGGAUCUGCAGCUGACUAACAAGGCCCUGCAGGUCAUGACAGAUUUCGCUAUCCAGUUCAAUCGUAACAGCUUUGGCUUGGCCCCUGCUGCACCUCUCCAGGUGCACGUACCGCUCAGCCCCAACCAGACCGUGGAGAUCUCCCUGCCUCUUAACACAGUGGGCUCAGUCUUGAAGAUGGAGCCUCUAAACAAUCUUCAGGUGGCUGUGAAGAACAACAUUGACGUCUUCUACUUCAGCACUUUGUACCCGCUGCAUGUCCUCUUCGUGGAGGAUGGGAAGAUGGACCGGCAGAUGUUCCUGGCCACAUGGAAGGACAUUGCCAACGAGAACGAAGCCCAGUUCCAGAUCAGAGAUUGCCCGCUUAGCACAGAGGCUGCGAGCAACAAGCUACAGAGCAGUAACAUUUUCACUGUCGCCAAGAGGAACGUGGAGGGCCAGGAUAUGCUCUACCAAUCUCUGAAGUUGACCAAUGGCAUCUGGGUGCUGGCGGAGCUGCGGAUCCAGCCAGGCAACCCCAGCUUCACGGACUUGGAGCUGUCCCUGAAGUGUCGAGCACCGGAGGUGUCCCAGCAUGUGCACCAGGCCUAUGAGACUAUCCUCAAGAACUGAAGCCCUGUCGCACCCACCCCAGCCUCUGCCAGCCCAGUCCUGGAACCCUGCAGGUGGCAGCACCUCCUCCUUUCUCCGAGGAAAGGCCAGGUGGGCUCCUGAACCACCCAGGAGGCUCCCCUGAGGGCCUGGAGCAGGGCCAUGUCUCCUCCCAGAGUGAAAUCUCAGUGCAUCUCCAGUGGCUGCUUUUUUUCUAUUGCUGUUGAUGUGGGAUCAAAGGAAAUGGAGCCAGCACAGCAUCAGAAGCUGGACAGAGGGCCACAGGGUGCUCUUCCUUCUCUCUUCCUGGGUGUGAACAUGGACUCCCCACCCCCAGGGUCCUAGCCCAUAAUCCCUGCCCUGUGUCCUCAGUGAGCCUGUCCUGGGGAGAGUCCUCUGGGUGCCAAUGUUACUGCUUGGGACUCCAAGGGCUGGAAGUGGUGAUGGGCAGAUGUGAGCCCAGAGGAGCAGCCUGGGCCAGCACCAUCUGCCCCAUGUAACCCCAGUCAGUGCUCUGUGGCCACCUGCAGGUCCCAGAGCCCAGCUAGGAUUAUGUUCUCUGUGCCCUGGAAGAUGGUCACUGCCUACAAAACAUUCCUGGUGUCCCCUCUGUGAGUCCAGGGCUCUUAGAACAGAAAUAGGGUGAAAGGUGGAGCAAGGGGCAGUGGCCACGCUUCUGGUGUGAGGUCCUGUGGGUUGUCCAGCAUCCGCUGGCUCCCCUGGCUCCCAGUCUGUGUGUGUGACAGUUAUCCUGUCGCUGCUGUUUGAUAAUAAAGAGAUUCUGCUUUUGGCAA